Mycena citricolor is the source of this 5360-nucleotide messenger RNA. NCBI's taxonomy places the organism in Eukaryota, Fungi, Basidiomycota, Agaricomycetes, Agaricales, Mycenaceae. The record is from the annotation of a GenBank genome assembly.
CCCCCUUUGUUCCAGUUCACCAAUGACGACGCGUCGUUUACAACCAUAUGUGACCAAAACCACGCGUAGAACGUAGUCAAAAACGGUCUGAACCAUGGUUAAUACAAGUCUAGUUGCUCUGAUCCCAACAUCCGGGAAUCCGGGGCGGGGAUCUCCGCGGAUGAUUGUCGAAGCAGGGCACCAUCAAAAUAGAUCAAAACCCCGCACUGAGGAAUUUUCCGGGCCGGUGCUUCUCUGUUUUACAGAUGACUUAAAUCGCAGUGCCCCGGACCGGGCCAUACAUCUCCCUCUUGCUCUUGACCAUGUCUGACAACCCAUCCUUCGUCCUCAAAGCGGUCGAGCAAACCGUCUAUGAACAGCGGCCGAUCCCCGAAAUCUCGGAUGAUCAGGUGCUCGUGAAGGUGAAGAAAACAGGAAUCUGUGGAUCCGAUGUGCAUUAUCUCGUGCAUGGACGAAUCGGUGACUUUGUCGUCAACAACCCCAUGAUUUUGGGCCACGAAUCUUCUGGAAUCGUGGAGAAAGUCGGCUCCAAGGUCAAGGACCUCAAAGCGGGCGACCGGGUCGCUGUUGAGCCAGGCGCCACUUGUCGCCAGUGCGAGGCUUGCAAGUCUGGUCGCUACAAUCUCUGCCCUGAUGUUGUUUUCGCCGCUACUCCACCCUAUGAUGGAACAUUGACGAGAUACUAUCGUAUUCCGUCCGAUCUGGCUUACCCUCUCCCUGAGGGUGUUUCUCUCGAAGAUGGUGCUAUGAUGGAGCCCCUGGCCGUGGGUGUGCACGCGGUUUCGACCUUAGGUGGAUUCAAAGCUGGUCAAGCUGUUGCAGUCUUUGGAUGUGGACCUGUUGGUCUCCUUUGCAUGGCUGUCGCCAAGGCCCUCGGUGCAAAGCGAGUCAUCGCCGUCGAUAUCGUGCCUGCGCGCCUGGAAUUUGCUACGAAAUACGCUGCGACCGAGAGCUACAUUCCGAUUUCGCCAAAUGAGGGAGAGAGCAAGAUGGACUUUAGCAAGCGUAAUGCUGAUGCCAUGAAGGAGAAAUUGAACAUCCAAGAUCGUGGUGCACAAGCCAUCGAUCUUGUCAUCGAUGCCAGCGGUGCUGAAGUUUCCAUCCAAACCGCGUUGUACAUUGCCAAGACCGGUGGAACUUACGUCCAGGUCGGCAUGGGCAAUCCUAAUGUCACCAUGAAUCUUUCGAUGAUUAUGGUUAAAGAACUCGUUUACAAGGGCUCUUUCCGUUACGGGCCUGGAGACUAUCCGUUGGCCAUCUCCCUUGUCGCUCAGAAGAAGGUCGACCUCAAACCCCUGGUCACUCACAGGUUCCAGUUCGAUUCUGCUGCGGAAGCUUUCAAGGCCACGCGCAAUGGGAAAAGUGAGGAUGGAAAGAGUGUCAUCAAGGCCAUCAUCUCUGGUCCCGAUGUGUCUAUCGACGAGAACUAAGCAAUCUAUUGAGCAGUGGAAUAUAUUUUUACAAAUGUACAGUAGUCUAUGCCUUGCAACAGGAGUUGCGUGCCGUCUUUUGGAGAAGCAUCGCGUCAACCAAACAACGGUACACAUCGCGGUCCCGACCUUCAUCUGAGACAAAUCAAACGCGCCCCAUGCCCUUCCGCACGCGCAAUCCCUACUAUCUCCGCAUCUCUGAGAGAAACGUUCUGCCCCUGUACCUCUAUCUUGAUGAGCGCCACGCCAACUGGAUGACUGACACUCUCUUGCAACGCGUUUUGGCGGACUUGCAGCCCAAGAUACUGCCGAAGCUCAGAGCUGAGGCCGAUUCUCUUAAUGCCAGCUCUGCAUCGAACAAGAAAGCCACUGUCGACACUCACAGAGGAGACUCCUACGAAUUCUGCUACUUCAUACGGAAGACGGAUCCCCACUCUGUUCUUAUCAAGACCAGGCAGUUCUCCUUGGCACCGGCCCGGAAGCAGAGUCAUGUCCUAUCGCCUCUCCCGCCGUCGCAGUCGAAGAACGCUAAGCGAAAGGCUUCUAUGGACAAGACUUCGAGUAAGCGUCGCAAGACUAAAGGCAAAGGCAAGGCGAAGGACAUCGAUGAAGUAGAGGCGGUCUCCAGCGAUAUCGACGAGGAGUCAAUCAGCGAGGUUCCGGAGACGCUGAGACGAUCUCAACGCAGUAAGAAAGUCGCUGCUGGUGACUAUCGCGACAACAAUAGGAUCGAGGGGAAUUCAGAUGUUGACAUGGAUGACCUAGAGAAUCUACACGAUUCUCGAAUUCCAAUCAAAAGGGAAGGGUCCGUAUCAGAACCCCCCUCAACGUUGGCUGGGACAGCGGCUACUCCCAUCUCUCUGGACUUGGAUGAGGAAGAAGAAAAACCUAAGCCCGUUUUGUCUGUCAAGUUCCAAGACUUUGCGAUCUACGGACACUGUCUCUGCAUCGUUGUGCAGCCAUACCCCCCUUUCCGAGCCAUGUCCGCAUCAUCUAGGGCCUCAUCGCUUGCCCCGAUUUUUUCAGCACCGAAUACGUCGGGCCUUGCUCAAGCACGUACUGCUGCGGCAAUACGUGCAAGAACGCCAUUGUUUCUUCCCGACGACGACCGUAGCACUCCUGCGCCGUUUCCGAUCCCAGCACUGGAUGACACAGGGUCAUCGGACCUCGAUGAGGAUGAGGAUGUGGACAUGGAAGUCGAUGAUGGGGGAAUGCUGGCAUUUAGCCAGACAAUGAAUACUUAUAACCAUGUGCGUGUUGGGGCUGCUGCCGACGAUGACGACGACAUCGAUGGCGCAGUAUUCUUUGGAGAUGCAGAUGAAGUACGGGAACUAUGAUUUAGUUCUUUGUCUGUUUUAUCUCCGAAACCUAAUAGAAUGGAACGAAGAAUCGAGCUAGUUCGGUUCAUCCAUGAUACAUACUUAGUCGGUCGUGCCUGCUGUCAUAUGAAUUUUUUUCGGCCAGAAUUUCGAAACGGUUGCCAGUGGCUGUGAUAUCAUAUUCUUCUUCCGACACUGUAUGCUAAUUUCGCGAGCGACACAUCUCGCAUGUCGGUCUUUCCGUGCUUCAUGUUACGGAAAAUGGACGCGAGCUGUCUCCUCCGCCGCGUCCCAUAAACCGGAAAAGAUUCGCAACAUCGCGUUGGUAGCGCACAUCGACUCGGGCAAAACCACGUUGACCGAAUCCAUCUUACUCAAGUCGGAAUAUCUUCCGGCUGCAGGCACCGUCGACUCCGGAAGCACCACCACCGACUUUCUUCCUGCUGAGCGCGAGCGCGGGAUUACGAUACAGUCUGCAAGCAUUCCCGUGCGCUGGAAAGAAUGGGUGUUCAAUCUUAUCGACACCCCUGGUCACGCGGACUUUGGGAUGGAGGUUGAAAGCGCCAGCAGAGUCGUCGACGGUGCUGUCGUGCUUCUGGAUGCAGUCGAAGGCGUCGAAGCGCAGACUCUUGGAGUUUGGAAGCAGCUAGAUAGGUACGGUGUCAAGACGAGGAUGAUAUUCUUGAACAAACUCGACCGCCCAGGCGCGUCGUUUGGCGCGUCCAUAGCGUCUCUGCUUUCCCAUCAGCUCCACCCACAUCCUGUCGCUGUGACAUUGCCCGUCGCUUCAUUCGAUCCCAUUGAUUACACUCGUGCUGAGCCCGGUAUUCAGGGCAUCGUGGACCUGCUCAACUGGGAGCUCUGGCGUUGGGAUGCUCCGGCGUCCGAAUCCGAAACCCCCACUGUGACGCGCCACAAACUGCCCUUGACAUCCGAAGAACUCGCUGAGACACCCUUGUUCCCCGCUGGACAUCCUCUACUCGAACAUCUUGGACCGGCUCGCAUUGCGUUGGUUGACGCGAUUGCAAUGACGUCUGAAGAUAUCAUGGAAUACAUUUGCUCCGUCCCGCCCGGCCUUGACGCCUAUCUGGAACUCAAGAGCAACGUACUCAUGAACAAUCUGCGUGAAGCAACACUGGGCGGAGAUCUACUCCCAGUUGUAUGCGGAAGCGCGAUGAAACACAUUGGAACCGACUUGGUCAUGGACUACAUCGGAGGGUUGUUUGCUAGUCCUCUUGAUGUGCUUCCCGAGAAGGAAACCAAGGUCCCUGUUCCUAGUUCAUCUGCACCCGUUCGACUGCUGGCUUGGAAGGUGACGUGGCACAAGCGCCUUGGCUGGAUGACUUUCGUUCGAGUGUAUUCAGGAAAACUCACGCGACGCAUCACCCUUUUGAAUCAGAGCCAAGGCAACGCGAAGGAACGCAUCUCGAAAUUGCUUUUGUUAUACGCGCAGGACAUGGCAGAGGUCGAAGAGCUCGGCUUUGGCUCCGUCGGUGUGAUUCUCGGGAUGAGAGGCGUCAGAACUGGAGAUGUUCUGAGCAACGUCAAGGAUGUCGACGAAGACUUUUCGCUUCAGAUUCGGCCUCCUCCGCCGGUCAUAUCGGCGUCAGUGAUUCCUCGUGCUCAUGCCGACCUUCAACCUGUCCAGGACGCCCUCCUUGCCCUUUCUCGGACUGAUCCCAGUGUUCGAAUCGAGACGAGCGGAAGCGAAGGUCAGAUGCUGGCCCAUGGCUUGGGUGCUCUGCACCUGGAGAUCGUUGAAGGACGGCUGAAAGACGAAUGGGGUGUCAAUUGCGUGUUUGGUGCCAGACGUGUCGGUUAUCGAGAAAGCGUUGGGUCGACCCUCAGAGAUCCAAACGCCAGCAAUGUGUGGAAGUCGGAAGUUGGUGGUGCAACAAUCUCCGUGGAGAUUGUUCUGAAGGUGCGGGCAUUGACAGAAGAAGAAGUGGGGGAUCCUACAUGGGACGGAAAUGUCGUCGUCGAUGCGGACAAUCGACCAUUCGACGCUCCAGCCAUCGGCACAUCUCAGUCACCCACAAUCAAUCUGGCAGCUGGCAUACAGACAGCCUUGUCAAAUUCCCCUUUCGCUGCCCUUCCCCUGGUCAGAACUCACGUGCAAGUCGUGUCCUUUUCCCUCCCGCCGAGUGCGCCGCCGACAGUCCUGCAAGGAGCCGGUGCUGUGCUGCUGCGAGAGCACUUGAAAUCUGCGGGACCUGGUGAUAUCAUGGAGCCUUGGAUCAAUGUGCGGGUGACCGUGACUGGAGAUAGUGUCGGACGGGUCGUCCGUGAUCUAGGAGAAAGAGGCGGCAGGGUUGUAAGUCUCGGUGGUACGAAGGAAGGGGACGAGCUGGACGAGGGCUACUCGACUGAGGGAGUGUAUGUUCCUCCACUCUCCCUCUCACCUUCAACGAAUGGUGGAAAUGUAGGCCGUGGACCAGCUGCAAGGCAGACUAUUGUUGCCCAGGCCCCACUCAGCCAGAUGCUAGACUAUGCCCUCAAGCUCCGAGCAUUGACUGGCGGUCAUGGGCAAUUCGAACAGUCCACCGCCGGGUACUAUGCCGUUUCCGCAGACAGAAAGCAGGAAGUCUUGCGGGAACUGGGUAGAGCGUAG